AGACUCGCAGAGACGACUUGGCCGCAUGAAACGCAGAUAUCCUUAUCCAAUCACACACUUCGCACUCUCUUCUCACAAUUAACACCAAGCCACCGCAAGUUAUUUCAAUCCCUGAAAGGAGGAGAACGCCAUGGCAGCAUCCGCAACAGCAGUAACGGUUUCGUUUGGGUGUACUUCCUUCUCGAAGAGACCACCUUCUCUUAAAACCAGAGCGUUUACGGAGCUAGGCUUUGUUACUUCGCAAUUGAGUGGAAUUAAAAUUUCCUGCGACCCGUCAGUCUUGGAAACAACUCUCUCUGCUCCUUUCAAGCCAGCUCUUCAGCCUGUUGCCCGUAGAAUAUGUCCUUUCACUGGGAAGAAGGCUAACAGGGCAAACAAAGUUUCCUUUUCAAACCACAAGACGAAGAGGUUGCAGUUUGUGAACCUGCAAUACAAAAGGCUUUGGUGGGAAGCCGGUAAGCGUUUUGUAAAACUGCGUUUGUCAACCAAGGCUUUGAGAACAAUAGAAAAGAAUGGACUGGAUGCUGUUGCCAAGAAGGCUGGAGUAGAUCUUCGUAAGAAGUAACUAACCAAUACAUCCAUUUCCUCUGUACUUUUGUACCCUACAAUUUCCUGUUUCUUCAUAAUUUUCCUGGUUAUUAUGUUGGAUACUUCAGUUGAAACGAUUACGCUAUUUUUGCAGUACUUUUACAUUCGACACAUUCUGGAUUCAUUUUUCAUAGGCUACUCACCAAAUCUUGGGCCUUUGUUUCUUA
This is a messenger RNA of Tripterygium wilfordii, 755 nucleotides long. Its product is annotated as 50S ribosomal protein L28, chloroplastic-like. NCBI's taxonomy places the organism in Eukaryota, Viridiplantae, Streptophyta, Magnoliopsida, Celastrales, Celastraceae. Gene Ontology annotation, molecular function: structural constituent of ribosome. Bases 131 to 565 code for a protein of 144 amino acids. The record is from RefSeq and is a predicted model, not a curated record. The transcript is spliced from 2 exons. Gene Ontology annotation, biological process: translation. Gene Ontology annotation, cellular component: ribosome.